Messenger RNA from Verticillium alfalfae VaMs.102, 348 nucleotides. RefSeq names its product CipC protein. The coding region runs from base 1 to 348 and encodes 115 amino acids. The transcript is spliced from 2 exons. The record is from RefSeq and is a predicted model, not a curated record. Lineage: Eukaryota; Fungi; Ascomycota; Sordariomycetes; Glomerellales; Plectosphaerellaceae.
AUGUCCUGGAACCAUUCUAAUGUGCAGACAGACGAGGCCAAAGACAACUACGACAACGCCUACGGCGGCAGCCAUGAGUCCAAACUCAGCCAUGAGGUCGUUGCCGGCGGCGCUGCCUUUGGGGCGAUGAAGCUUUUCGAGGACAGGCAGCGCAAAAAUGGAGAGCCCGUCCACCACGCAUUCGCCAAGGAGCUGCUCGCGGGCUUCGCUGGUGCCGAGGUUGACAAGCUCGUCGAGACCAAGGGGCUGGACUACAUUUAUAGGGAAAAGGCCAAGAGGCAUGCAGAGAGGCAGGCUGAGAGCCUCUAUGACAAUCAGUACGGCGACAUGGAGCAGUACGACCCGUAA